This is a messenger RNA of Mytilus californianus (California mussel), 1347 nucleotides long. RefSeq lists its product as uncharacterized. The transcript has a single exon. Gene Ontology annotation, molecular function: DNA binding. NCBI's taxonomy places the organism in Eukaryota, Metazoa, Mollusca, Bivalvia, Mytilida, Mytilidae. The record is from RefSeq and is a predicted model, not a curated record. Gene Ontology annotation, cellular component: nucleus. The coding region runs from base 1 to 1347 and encodes 448 amino acids.
AUGGCCAGAAAGAAAAAGGGAUGGACUCCAAAGCUAGGAAAGUGGUCAAAAGAGGGUCUGAAAGAAGCGGUUCGCCAUGUAAAGAGUGGGGGCAUGUCUAAAUUAAAAGCAUCAAAGAUGUAUAAUAUACCAAGAACAACACUAAUUCGGAGACUGAAAACUAUGGAUCUGGAUUCACCAGCAACAAAACCCACAGUACUUUCUAUAAAGGAUGAAGAAGCUCUGGUCGGGCAUGUACUAAGAAUGGAGGAAAGAGGAUUUGGUUUAACCAUCACAGAUGUCCGAAAGCUAGCCUACGAGAUAGCCGUGAGGUCGGUGAGAAAGCAUUGUUUUAACAAUGAUAAGAAAAGUGCCGGUUAUGAUUGGUGGCAAGGGUUUAGAGAUCGACAUCCAUGUUUAUCUGUACGCAUACCAGAGGGUCUUAGCGCAGCACGAAGUUCAAUGCUGAAUCCAAAUGUCAUUUCAGCUUACUUUCAAAAGCUUGGAAGUUUCAUGGAUAAACUGAACAUUAAGGAAAAGCCCCAGCAAAUUUUUAAUGCGGAUGAGACUGGCUUGAGUACCGUACAUGAUCCAUCAAAGAUUGUCGGUAAAAGAGGCAAAAAGAGUGUGCAUUCCAAAACAAGCGGAGAACGCGGCGAAAAUGUAACCGCGUUAUGCUGUGUGAACGCAGAGGCAAGAGUUCUACCACCAAUGCUCAUCUUUAAGGGACAAAGAGUAAGCCAAGCAUUGAUGGGCAAUGCACCAGCAAACACAUUAUUUGCAUGCAGUAAGAGUUCAUUUAUUGAUUCAGAUUUAUUCAAUAAUUGGUUUCAAAAGCUGUUUAUACCUAAUCUUCCUCCCCAGAGACCUGUUCUGCUCAUACUGGAUGGACAUUCUUCACACAUAACAGUGGAUCUGUUGGAAACAGCCGUAUCUUAUCAGAUAGAAAUGUUCUGUCUUCCUCCCCAUACAACGCACUGGACACAGCCACUCGAUAGAAGCGUAUUUGGACCGCUGAAAAGGUCGUACAAUAUAUGCUGUGAGGCAUUUCUUAGGCAGAAUCCAGGAAGAAUAGUCACGCGCUACGAUUUUUGUGGCUUAUUCAAGCAAGCCUUUAAUGAAAAAAUGAAUCUAGUCAAUAUAUUCAGUGGGUUCAGAGCUACUGGGAUAUUUCCAUUUAAACCGAAUGCUAUCCCAAUAGAGGCAUAUGGACCAUCAAAGACGUCUGUGCUCGAUGUCGAGGUUGAAGCAUCAACAGAGAAUGGCAAUGAGGUUAGCAAUGAGCAGAACCAGUCACGAGUAACUACAACCGCCAAUGAAGAGCAACAUAUUAUGAAGAUUGAAUCAUUUGAAACCUUUCAAUUAUAA